Messenger RNA from Sorghum bicolor (sorghum), 2160 nucleotides. RefSeq lists its product as uncharacterized. Lineage: Eukaryota; Viridiplantae; Streptophyta; Magnoliopsida; Poales; Poaceae. Gene Ontology annotation, molecular function: transmembrane transporter activity. Gene Ontology annotation, biological process: transmembrane transport. The transcript has 3 exons. Gene Ontology annotation, cellular component: membrane. The record is from RefSeq and is a predicted model, not a curated record. The coding region runs from base 238 to 1809 and encodes 523 amino acids.
AUGUCAGUGAGUAACAAAUAGGCCAAACAAAGUCCAACGCGUACGUCUGAGAUGAGAAAGCUCGCAAUAUAGAAUUUCCCGCUAAGAGUCGAGCAGCAGAGAUUGCGGGUCGCCGGAGGGGAGAGAGGUGGGGGAACAGGGACUAGGAAUGGCCAGCAAGCUCAGCUGAGCUCACGCGUCACGCCCUCUUUGAUUCCAUCGAGAGAGACCGGAGCUGGGAGAGCCAGCUUGCAGGAUAUGGAUCAGCAGCAGGAGCGUGACCGGCGGCGGACGCUGCUGCUGGUGAACCUGGCGUCCAUCAUGGAGCGCGCCGACGAGGCCCUGCUCCCCGCGGUGUACCGGGAGGUGGGCGCCGCGCUGCACGCCAGCCCCGCAGGGCUCGGCGCCCUCUCGUUGUGCCGCUCCAUCGUCCAGGCCGCCUGCUACCCGCUCGCCGCCUACGCCGCCGCGCGUCACAACCGCGCCCACGUCAUCGCCGUCGGGGCCUUCCUCUGGGCCGCCGCCACCUUCCUCGUCGGAGUCUCCGACACCUUCCUACAGGUGGCAAUCUCACGAGGCCUGAACGGCAUCGGCCUGGCUCUGGUUGUGCCGUCGAUCCAGUCCCUGGUCGCCGACUCCACCGACGACGGCACGCGCGGGUCGGCGUUCGGGUGGCUGCAGCUCGCCAGCAGCCUGGGCCUCAUCUCCGGUGGCUUCGUCGGGCUGCUGCUGGCGCAGACCACGGUCCUCGGGAUCGACGGCUGGCGCGUCGCCUUCCACCUCGUGGCCGCCAUCAGCGUCGCCGUCGGGGUCCUCAACUGGUUCCUCGCCGUUGACCCCCAUUUCCCUCGGCGCGAGCGCGACGGCGGCAAGCAGCAGGCUGCUGCGACGGCGCGGGAGGUCGUGGCGGAGAUGAUCGAGGAGGCCAAGUUCGUGGUGCGGAUCCCCACGUUCCAGAUCUUCGUGGCUCAGGGGGUCAGCGGCUCGUUCCCGUGGUCGGCGCUCUCGUUCGCGUCCAUGUGGCUGGAGCUCAAAGGCUUCAGCCACAGCGACACCGCCGUGCUCAUGACCAUCUUCUGGGUGGCCAGCUCCCUCGGCGGCCUCCUCGGGGGCAAGAUGGGCGACCUCCUCGCCGUGCGGUACCCCGACGCCGGCAGGAUCGUCCUCUCCCAGAUCAGUCCCCUCUCGGCGGUGCCCUUGGCCGCCGUGCUGCUGCUGGGCCUCCCCGACGACCCGCCCAAGGGCGUCUCCUACGGCGCUGUCCUCUUCAUCAUGGGCGUCUUCAUGUCCUGGAACGGUCCCGCCACGAACUUCCCUAUAUUUGCGGAGAUCGUCCCGGAGAAGUCAAGAACAAGCAUCUACGCCCUGGACAGAUCCUUCGAGUCAGUGCUAUCAUCGUUUGCGCCUCCGAUCGUCGGCUUGCUGGCGGAGCGAGUGUACGGGUACAGGCCGAACGACAAGGGGGAGAGCGUGGAGCAGGACCGGGGGAACGCCGCGUCGCUAGCCAAGGCGCUGUACACGUCCAUAGCGAUACCCUUCAUAGUCUGCACCGCCAUAUACUCGUUCCUGUACUGCAGCUACCCCAGGGACAGGGAGCGCGCGCGCAUGCAGUCGCUGAUCGAGUCGGAGCUCCAGCAGAUGGAGCACGAGCACGGCGAGAGCUCCUGUCUGGAGCUGGAAGACGGCGGCGGCGGCGAUGGUGGUGUGCCCAAGGUUUUCGGCUCGGCGAACGGCGGCGAAAGAGCUACCAUUGGCGUUAUCUAUGAACACAAGGAGGAUCCUGAAGCUGAGAAGGAUACUGUCAGCCUGUUGGCGAACCGGGAAUCGUGAUAGGAAAUUCAAAUGGAGUUUUCUGACUUAGAGAUUGUUCGAUGGAUGUUUCAGAGUGAAACUGGCAAUGGCCAUGCAUGCUAGACAAGGUAGGGGAAAUUGUAGCCACCGAAGGUAUUUGUUAGAACGAGUUGCCUGUGGCCGUUGCUAGAAAGUCUUAAGAGUACAACAGUUAGAAUUCGUUUGUUGGGACAGGAAAAAGUAGUACAGUACAUACUGGAGUUCAGAUUGUUGAUGGAUUCAUGAUGCAAAACGGUUGCGAAGUCAGCGUCUUGCUUGCUCGGGGAAAAUGAUCUGUACUUGGUCACUUGCAGGCUCCGGGGCUGCUAAUAUCAACAAUAACUUAAAUCU